GGUAUCUCUGCGGGCGGCUACAUCGAGGGCUGGAUCUGCACAGUAUCUCUGCGGGCGGCACAGUGUCUCUGUAGGCGGGCGGGUCGUAACCUGCAUCUGCGACGAUGAGUCAGGGGGCGGAAGGGUCUGGGGGGAAUGCGUUCAUCCCCGUGUCAGACGCCGACAUGGCGAAGUUGAGGAGGGCCUUGUGCGUGUGGAAAUACGUGACGCAGGGGCAGAGGGCCGGGACGAGGGAGAAGAUGCACGGGGACCGCAAGUUGAGAUGCAACUUAUGCGAGCACGUCUGGCAGGGCGACGUGUCGAAGGUUAUUCGUGAUGGCCAGUUCUGGCGUUUACUGGAGUUUGUCAUCCUUGUGAUGCAGCCUUUCCAUCAGCUUCUCAGGCGGAUGGACAACGGAGGGAUGAUGAUGUCCAUUGUCUACGAGUGGAGUCAGCAUCUCGUUCGGCUGAUGAGGCAGUCGACGGUCCCUGCAGAGCUUCUGUCGCCGUGUGUGCGAGAGGUUGAGAUGCGCCUGAUGCAUCACUGGAGUCCGCGCACGCUGCAGCCCAUCUUCUCAAACCCCGCUGAUGGUCUACGAGAGGCCCGAGAUUGCGUGGGGCACGACGAGACGGCGCAUUGUGCGGCGUGGUGGUUCGCCCACGGGGAAGCCCACCCAGAGCAGCAUGGUGGUGGGUAUGUUCUGCCGUGGAUCAUGGACGACCACGACGACCAUAGACGUUGUGGGGCUAGGGAGGAGGACGGGGAGGACGGCGAUCCAGAGUCAGCGGCGUGGGUGGCGAGACUAGCUGGGACCGUCAGCGAUGAGGAGUUGAGGAGGCAGAUUGUCGUGUUCGCAAGCGACAACACAACCUCUCUGCGAGAGGCGUCUGUCGUUUUUGGGGAGAGGGCGUCCAUAUUACUUCCUUACGAUCAUGUGCCUCCUCCUGCACAAGACGCUGGCGUUGAGGGUGCGCAGGCUAGGGAGGAGGACUGGACGGACCCGGAGGACCUUGCGCUGGGAGGGGACAGGUCCGCAGAGCAGGUUUAUUUCACGUAUGGCAGAGGAUCUGACGGGCUUGCGGCCCGGACAUCAGUCAUCACUGACGACGGCUUAGGCCCGACACAGGGAGUUGGAGACGAGCAGACCCUACAGGUUAUAGAGGUCGACUCCAGCGGGGACGAGCCCGAGACGGAGGAGCGUUUGAGGGACACUCGGUUUGAUCCUAGCCACCACUCGCUCGACCAUUUACAGCUCCUACGUCAAUCGACAAGGUUGGCAGGACAGAGCGGUGCGGAGUCGCAACACCUAGAGGACAUCCCACUCAGGGAACAUACUCCGAUCACUCCAUCACACGACCGUGAUCGUCAGGACACCCACGACACGCCUUCUUCGUUGUGGACCAGCGAUUUCAACAUCGGUGGCUCUCAUGGUGGAUCGUCUGUCUUGGAUACGGAGGUGGGGUGCGGACCUGAGAGCAUUGGUGGCACCGGUGUUUGGCCGCAUGGAGAUGACAACGAUCGAGGCACAGAUAGUGAUAGCUCAGACGGCGGUGACCGAGGAGAGGCCGCAGAGGAGAAUAUUGUUGAGAGAGUGAUCAUUGGCGUUCGCAUGGCAGACAUGGAGGGUGGGAUGUCGGGAGGCCGUGACACUUCGUUGAUGGGGGAUGCUGUUAUGGCGGAGGAGGUAGGGUUGAGCACUUAUUGUCGGGGCAGUGACACUGAUGCAGGACAUAGUCCUGUCAUGGAGGUUGGCGUUGACGCCGACAAGGAGGCACGGUCGUCCCCACUGCGGGAUAUAGCGGGAGACAUGCCCCUCACGUUGUUGUCCGCAAGGGCGAGACGUCACGGAUCCAUCAGUGGCCUAGAGGCUCAGAUUGUUGUCGAGCGACAACGUCUGGAGCACUUUGUUCGAGAGCGUGACAGGCUGGCCGGGACGGACGUACACGGGGACGAGGCCGACACAAAGAGGACGCCUAUCGACAUUGUAGCGCGGAGGGACAGGGACAGGAGGGCAGCAACUGCUGCAGUCGCGACAGUGGCGAAAGGGGAUGCGCAUGCUGAACCUCGACAGGCAGAGAGAGUGGCAAGUGGGCAGGGACGGAGUGGACUUCCCGAGAGCACAUCAGGCGUAGCACGUCAUCUAACUCGUGCGAGGUGCAGUGGGAGGAGUUAGAGACUGGUACAUUACGUUUGCUCCAUUAUUUCUACUUGUUCUGUUAUUUUAUCUUAGGUUGGUACUUAAGUAUAAAGGGCCUGUUUUUUUUUUUUUUUGGAUUUGUAGUUGAUAUGUCACGAACCUAUCCGGUGCAGGUGGAGUAGGUAUAUUGUAUUUCUUCCUAGUGUCGUACUGUCAGCAGGUGUAUUUGUUUCGUUGUUCUGUCUUAGAUUGGUACUUCAGUCCUUAGGGUCUGUUUUUUUUUUUUUUUUUUUACAUCUGUAUCUCAUAUGCCAUAAACCUAU
Molecule: messenger RNA, 2440 nt
Organism: Chara braunii
Lineage: Eukaryota; Viridiplantae; Streptophyta; Charophyceae; Charales; Characeae
Source: the annotation of a GenBank genome assembly